CAUGGACUCCGUCCACCUGGUCGACCUACCAGCGGCUGGAUCUGUUUCGCGGUCUCUCGAGCAUCUGGCUGGUGAUCGGGGCAAAGAGAUUGCUGAGCGGUUAAUUCAAUUGCGCUUGCCAGAAACUACUGACAGGGAGAUAGCUAAGCGCGAGGGACCUGCCCGGCCUUACUCGGACCCCGCCCUCAGACGGUCGCCCGCCCUCUACGCGGAGUUGCUGCGUAGGCUGGCCGAUUGCGACCUGAUCGAGUGGCACCUGUCGGGUGAGGUCUCGUGCGGCUUGUUCUUCGUUUAUAAGAAGUCAGGGAAGUACCGCUUGAUAGUCGAUGGUAGGCUACCACCUUGCCGUUUUCGUGAUAGCGACCCCGUGGCGCUGGCGUCGGGGGCUGCCUUCUCGGCCAUAGAGGUUGACAGUGCGGCUCCCAUCCAGGUCGGCUCGGUCGAUAUCGUAAACGCUUUUUACAACAUGCAAUUCCCCGAAGCUCUUCGUGACAUGUUCGUCCUCCCGAGGGUUCGAGCCGACCUGGUGAAUGUCCGGACGGCCCAAGGCCGCGCUGUCAGACGGGGCCAAUACCUUCUGCCAGUCCUGAAGGUUCCAGAGGAUAAGAUCGACAUUGACUCGAGUAUAUGGGACGGCGAAUGGCGGCGGGUCUUGGUGAGACGGUGGGCCCGCUCGGAGGCCCAGGUGUUCCUCGAGGGCCGUGGCAUGGUCCUAGCUCAUCUCCGCAAGACACGUGCCAUGGCGAAUUUCGGGAAGCGCCACUUGUACUUGGGUGACGCCAUGGCCAGCAUCCUUGCCGUGUCCAAGGGCCGUUCAUCCUCGCGGUUGAUGCGAGUCUGUCGUCAGAUCGGUGGUCUCAACCUUGCCUUCAACAUGACUUCUCGCUGGCGGUGGCUCCCUUCAGAGCACAAUCCUGCAGAUCGGGGCUCAAGGCGCAGGCAGGGUGACUGGGCCGAAGCGUCAGCCAAGCCCCGUGCGCCCGACCCUCCGGCUGUUGUCCUGCCCAGGCCGCGACAUGCUCCGCUGAACGGGGACGCCUGCGGCCAGCGGGGCAGCCGCGUCCGCGCCUUUGCAGCCAGGCUCGGACGGGCCUUUGGCGUCGACUUCUGCCCCGCUGAUGCCCCUGUCGCGGCCGCCAGCAGCGAGGCCUUCGACAGCUCGGAG
Prorocentrum cordatum is the source of this 1165-nucleotide messenger RNA. NCBI's taxonomy places the organism in Eukaryota, Dinophyceae, Prorocentrales, Prorocentraceae. The record is from the annotation of a GenBank genome assembly.